This is a messenger RNA of Nakaseomyces glabratus, 324 nucleotides long. RefSeq lists its product as uncharacterized. Lineage: Eukaryota; Fungi; Ascomycota; Saccharomycetes; Saccharomycetales; Saccharomycetaceae. The record is from RefSeq and is a predicted model, not a curated record.
AUGUAUUUCAGUUUUUACUUCUCUUUACCCUUAAUACGUAAUGUUAUGUGUUUACUCUUUAAGAUUCAACAUCUGCUCAUCUACCAAUCUUGUCCGAAUAGUAGAAUAUCAUAUCCAAAAUAUAAAUUUAUAGUACCAAAUUACAAACAAUCAAUAAAUUCAAGAUUCUAUCUGUAUAAAUCAAAUAACCUCAUUAUAACUACAGUGUUACACAAUAAAAUACAUAAACGUUGCAAUAUGAUGCUGAAAUGUAGAACAUUUCUUUCUACCCUUGUUAAUUUCUUUAAAGCGCCAACGAUAGACUACUUACCCAAUAGCUACUAA